Molecule: messenger RNA, 294 nt
Organism: Mesorhabditis belari
Lineage: Eukaryota; Metazoa; Nematoda; Chromadorea; Rhabditida; Rhabditidae
Source: the annotation of a GenBank genome assembly
AUGCUCAGAAUAUUGACGUCGAGAUUUUUGACGACGAACCGAUCACUUUCACAACAAUUGUCAUCGGGCGAAGAAAAAUUGGCGAAAUUGCUGCGACAAAAGUUUCCGAAGGCGAGCAACAUCGACGUGGAGGAUAUAUCGGGUGGUUGCGGUUCGAUGUACAAAGUGGCGGUGGAGAGUGUUGAAUUCAAGGGUUUGACCAAAGUGGCUCAGCACAAAGCGAUCACGAGUUGCCUUUCGAGUGAAAUCAAAGAUAUGCACGGCUUGACGAUAGACACAAAAAUCCCCAAACAA